AUGUUGAAGUUGCAGUGGUCGUACGUGUGUGUCAGAGCAGCCGUUUCUCAUCAACAUCCAGGUACAGUCGUUUUGGACACACCGUGGCUGUAUGUUCGCACCGCCCACAAGCUGAGCCGGCUGCGUGGCCACACCCUGCAGCUCACCUCGGAGCUGACGGCCACCAAGUGGCUGACGGUCCAUAACCUGGUCCUGGAGGCCUGGUGCAGGGACAGAGGCGGGGAGAAGGAGGCCCGCCUGGCCCUCUACUCACCGGUUGCCACCUACCUCCAAGCGGAGCUGUGGGGAGCUGUUGGGAAGCGGGCGCUUGAGGCCUCGGGGUCCCUCUGCUCGCUGUGGACUCAUCCUCUGAGAGGAAACGUCUCCCUGGAGACGUCUCAAACCAGCCACGCCCUUCAGAUGAACGCCACAUACGGCGGGCAAAAUCUGAGCGUAGCUGCCGCACUAACCUCCGCCGAUAAGAGUUUGAAAAAGAGGCAGGCGACCCUGAAGAUGAGUUUCACAAAGCCAGCGAGCCCGGCAGCAGAGGUGGAGCUGGAGGUGGUGGUGGAAGAGCUGAGGAGGGACAAGAAGAUGUACCAGAAGACGGCCGUGCUGCACCUCAGACAGCCCCUGCAGAUCCUCCCUCAGGCUCUCCUCCUGCGGGAGACCUUCACCGUGGAUCUGCUCCAAGGCCUCUACAUUCUGGAGACUAGAGCCGGUAUCCAUAGCAACAGAGAAGUCAUCCACACUCUGACUUUGGGCUAUAAACCUUCAAAACCAUUUGUUUGUUCUGCUCUGAUUCAUCCGUUCUCCUCUGAAACUGUCCCGUCAGACUCAGAAAUCUGUGUGACUGUAACCAGCAACCAGACCCAUAAAGACGUCCGGGGCCGGUUACGAGUCGGGGGCUCGGAGAGACUGACCUUCCUCGGGCUGGCUCAGACGAAUCCUUGGCGUGCACGUUAUCAAGCGCUGCAAGUUAAAGCCACCUUCUCCCAUCAGCUGCAGUUGCAGCUGCCGUCCUCAGCUGUGAUGGAGGGACUGGUACGUUGGACCGCAGAACCCGACAGGGACUUUGACUAUCAGGCCAGAGGGAGGCUGAGAGUCGGGCGGCAGGAGUGCCAGCUAGCCGUGCAGCUGAACGGGACGUCGGGCAUCGUCGGCCUGCAGUCUUCUCUCAGUCAUCCCUUCAAAUCAAAGAUUCCCAAAACAUUGGAGGUGAGGGCCGCUGCAGAUGUGUCGGUGCCCGGCCGAGGCAGCAGCACCGUGCACGUGAGUGCCGACGGGAAGGACAGGGUGAUGCUGAACGCCCAGGUGUCCCACAUCCUGGUGAGAAGCGACAGAGCCGUGGGACUGAGGCUGAACCUCUCGCAGAGUCUGCUACCUGCAGCCGCAGACCUGCACCUGAACCUGGCCGCCAACACGACCUCAGACAGCGUGGUACUGCGUGGCUCCUUCACCCGGGGAGAGGAGGCUCUGCUGGCCCAGGUCAGGGGGUCUCGGACAGACUCCCCAGGUCUCCGUCUGGCUCUGUCAGGGGACUUGAGACACUCCCUGACCGGCCUCAGUGUCCUGCCUCCAGUCCUCGGCCUGGGCGGGGCAUUGGGGCGGUCUGACGGUUCAAUCAAAGGGCAGCUGAGGGUCGAGGUGAUGGACACUGUGCACAGCGUAGAGCUGAGACAUCAGACGAAGGCUGCAGGUGAUGAAGAAGGCAUGACGGGAGAAGAGACUGACGGAGCUCGGGACUUGCUGUGUGUUCGGUCUGGGAUGGAGCACCUGUGCGUCAAUGUCAGCCGCCAGCUGGCGAAUCAGGGACGGGGAGAGGUUUUUCUGCAACUCUGUCACUCCUCCCACCUGCUCAAUGUGACAGGUGUACCAGUCGACAGCAGCGCUCAGGUGAAGUGGAGCCGUGACGGUGAGCAACUGUCAGUCUUGGCAGAGCUGCAGGCUGGACCUGAGUAUCUGGAAGCAGAGUUUCUGGGAGGCAGGACAGACCCCCUGACCCCCCGAUGGCAGUACUCCUCCAGGCUGCAGCACCAAGUCCAAGCCCUGCUGAAAAGAGGCCUGUUGAGCUCUCUUAAGGCCAAAGCUCAUUACCAGUUUUUUAUUAUCUUGUUUAUCGUCUCAGCUGGAAGCAGCAGGCCUGGAUACGGGCUUGGUCCUUCACAGUGA
Cololabis saira (Pacific saury) is the source of this 2151-nucleotide messenger RNA. RefSeq lists its product as uncharacterized. The transcript has 13 exons. The record is from RefSeq and is a predicted model, not a curated record. The coding region runs from base 1 to 2151 and encodes 716 amino acids. NCBI's taxonomy places the organism in Eukaryota, Metazoa, Chordata, Actinopteri, Beloniformes, Belonidae.